AUGGUAAUGCACACUGCUGCUUUUUCUCGGUACUCCUCUGCUUUCUCUAGCACAGUGCUGGGUUACUCCUUCCUAACUCUCCUAACUGUUAUCCUCCUCUGUGCUCUACCUGAAGCACACUCCUCUCUCUGUGCUGCGCUACUACGCUUCGCUCACACUCUCUCGACCAAUGCUGCCUUCUCUAACAACUCUCAGGGAGACUAAAGAACUGAAGGCUUCGGAGCCUAGCCUCUAA
Molecule: messenger RNA, 235 nt
Organism: Arabidopsis thaliana (thale cress)
Lineage: Eukaryota; Viridiplantae; Streptophyta; Magnoliopsida; Brassicales; Brassicaceae
Exons: 3
Coding region: 1-204 (67 amino acids)
Source: RefSeq, marked reviewed